AUGGAGGAGGUGCCCAGUCCGGAGGCCGGUGGCGCAAAGCAGCCCAAAACAACUAAUCACGAACCCAUCCGAUUCGGGAUUGACCAAAUUCUCGGUGGCUCGGAUCAAGAGAGCGGUCGGUCGAACAGUGACAGGAGCGGGUCAGAGAGUGGUGUGGAAGGCUACCGCCUGAGCAGUCCUAUUGGAACAUGCGCUGCACCUUACACGGCUCUGUCUGUGUCCUUGUCCGGCUUCACUGGUCCGUUGGAGGACUUGCAUGUGUAUGGAAUGAACAGAACUCUUGUACCCAGGGGGGUUAUUCGAGUUCCGGCGCAUAGACCUCUCGCAGCAGCCGUUCCGCCACCCAUGACCAGCGCAGUGCCCAAUAUCGGAAGUCUGUGCUUCCCAUGGAUGGAAAACAACCGUAGGUUUGCCAAGGAUAGACUACCAGCGCUUAUCCCCUUCACUGUCACACGGCGCAUUGGACAUCCUUACCAGAAUCGCACACCGCCGAAGAGGAAAAAGCCUCGGACUUCUUUCUCCCGCGUCCAAAUCUGCGAGCUGGAGAAGAGGUUUCACCGACAGAAGUACCUCGCCAGUGCCGAGAGAGCCUCACUGGCUAAAUCACUAAAAAUGACAGACGCCCAAGUUAAAACUUGGUUUCAGAACCGUCGAACAAAAUGGAGGAGACAGACGGCCGAGGAAAGAGAAGCGGAACGGCAGCAGGCCAAUCGAAUGCUGCUCCAGCUGCAAGCCGACGCCCUCCAGAAGUCCCUCGGCGAAUCGGUGUCGAGCGACCCGCUGUGCAUGCACAACUCCUCCCUGUACGCCCUGCAGAACCUGCAGCCCUGGGCACAGGAGGGCGCGGGGGGCAAGCUGGGCCCCGGGAACGCCACGGCCUCAGCACUGGCCUGAGAACAGUUAUGGACCAGUUAAGGAACAUUGAAGCAUA
This is a messenger RNA of Engraulis encrasicolus (European anchovy), 931 nucleotides long. Its product is annotated as T-cell leukemia homeobox protein 3-like. Gene Ontology annotation, cellular component: nucleus. Gene Ontology annotation, molecular function: DNA-binding transcription factor activity, RNA polymerase II-specific; RNA polymerase II cis-regulatory region sequence-specific DNA binding. The record is from RefSeq and is a predicted model, not a curated record. Gene Ontology annotation, biological process: animal organ development; regulation of transcription by RNA polymerase II. Bases 1 to 894 code for a protein of 297 amino acids. The transcript is spliced from 3 exons. NCBI's taxonomy places the organism in Eukaryota, Metazoa, Chordata, Actinopteri, Clupeiformes, Engraulidae.